Messenger RNA from Cyphomyrmex costatus, 1402 nucleotides. RefSeq names its product annexin B9. Gene Ontology annotation, molecular function: calcium-dependent phospholipid binding; calcium ion binding; phosphatidylserine binding. The record is from RefSeq and is a predicted model, not a curated record. Gene Ontology annotation, cellular component: nucleus; plasma membrane; vesicle membrane. NCBI's taxonomy places the organism in Eukaryota, Metazoa, Arthropoda, Insecta, Hymenoptera, Formicidae. The coding region runs from base 374 to 1345 and encodes 323 amino acids. Gene Ontology annotation, biological process: endosome transport via multivesicular body sorting pathway. The transcript is spliced from 7 exons.
UCACGGCUCGAUAACUCGAAUAAUUAGAAACUAUUUCGCGGCGGUGUUUUGCAUUUGAAGACCACGUGAGAGAGUUACGGAGAGACCGGUACCGGUACCGGUCUGUUCCGCGUUGUGUCAUCCAAUUCCGGAUUUCAUCCGGCCGGCAAAAAUACCGAACCAUCGUUUAAUGCUUUCGCAGCCGACAGACACAAACGCGUAUUCGCCCCCACCAACAAAUUCCUUUCCUCUUCUCUCUGGCGUCCUCGACGAAAGAGGCUCUCGGUGACGGAGAACGGGAGAACGCUGGGUGCAGGCCGUUAGUUAGUCGGCCGCCAGAACCGAUACCGUUCCUCAGGAAAGCACAUCGCUGUCAAAGGAGAUAAUCAGCAAGAUGGCAGCCAGUCAAUAUUAUCACAUACAGUGCACGCCCACCGUGUAUCCGGCUGAUCCUUUCGAUUCCGAGGCAGAUGCCACUCUAUUACGGACUGCGAUGAAGGGUUUUGGAACUGAUGAGCAGGCCAUAUUGGAUGUCUUGGCUCAUCGCGGCAUCGUACAGCGAUUAGAAAUUGCCGACAAAUUUAAGACAAUGUACGGCAAAGACCUCAUUUCCGAGUUGAAAUCAGAAUUGUCCGGAAACUUCGAGAAAGUCAUCCUGGCCUUAAUGACACCUCUUCCCGAAUAUUAUGCCAAGGAGUUGCACGAAGCUAUUUCCGGCAUGGGCACCGACGAGGGUGCACUCAUCGAAGUCCUUGCAUCCCUGAGCAACUACGGUAUCAAAACGAUAUCGGCUGUCUACAAGGAUCUGUACGACAAAGAGUUGGAAGAUGACCUCAAGAGCGAUACCUCCGGUUAUUUCAAAAGGCUUUUAGUAUCGUUGUCUUGCGCCAGCAGAGACGAGAGUCCAGACGUCGAUGAGGAGGCCGCACGUCAGGAUGCCGAGAGGCUUCAUGCCGCGGGUGAGGGACAGUGGGGCACCGACGAAAGUACUUUCAAUGCAAUUCUCAUUACUAAGAGUUUUCCACAAUUGCGACGAAUCUUCAAGGAAUACGAGCACCUCACCGGAGACACCUUGAAGCACGCUAUCAAGCGAGAAUUCUCUGGUUCUGUUGAAGACGGCUACUUAGCUGUGGUAAAAUGCGCCACCGAUAAGACUGCUUAUUUCGCGGAAAGAUUAUACAAAGCUAUGCGUGGAAUGGGCACGGACGAUUCGACGUUGGUACGCAUCAUUGUGACGCGAUCAGAGAUUGAUCUGGGUGAUAUUAAGGAUUCUUAUGAGAGACUUUACGGAAAAUCUCUUGCGGAAGCUAUCGACAACGAUUGCGCCGCCGAGUGGAAAAGAUUAUUGAUAGCAAUGUUGAAUUAAGAAUAUAUCUAUAAUACGAGAUAAUUAUACAUAUAACUAAGCAAAAUAUUUGAAAUA